AUGUCUCAAUUCCAAAAAUCUUACUUUGAAAUGUAUGACCAUCUUUCCGACUUAGACUCUAAAAUCUCGGGCACUCAUUUGGAGAUAAAGGUAGCAACACCAGAAAGUGCAACGCCAUCCACCACACCGCGCCCUAUAGUUCUUCCAGGGGUAGAAGAGUUAUUUUCGCAAAUUGAUGAAUCUUUUGAAAUGUCUAGUCCUGUCCCUAAAAGCGCCCCUUCGACUCAAGACAAGGCAACACAAACGUCCGAACUGCCACUAGGCAAUCCAUUCUUCAUUCCGAAGCCAACACAUGUCGGCGAUGGAAUAAACGCCAACUACAUGAACUCAGACUUUGGAAGUGGCAUGAAUUUUCAUCCCAGCCUAGAUCUUUUCGAGGGUAUCAAAGUCCGUGAUUUUGCAGAGGUGCGUUUUAAUACACCGUCGGCAGGAGGAGGUAUAUAUGAACCGGGAAAAGACAUCGCUCACUUGUUUCCCGCACAGAAUGCUGGAAAUCAUGCUCUAGACCCACAUCCUUUCCAUACAUUUUCUUCAAAGCCGGGAUCUGAUACUCACCAAAUGCUGUCUCUACCACCAUUCUCCUCGACCAAAGAAGCACCUCUCGGCCUCGGCCAUAAACCCACAACUUCACACGACCAUAGCGCGCACCAAACAAACAUCGGUAAAAGAUAUGUGGCAAACCCGAUCCAAAACGCUAAACCCUUGGGUUCUAUGUCUGGAGCUAUUAAGCAAGCAGCAGGUUCCAAGCCAUAUUUUGCGACUACAAAUCCUAUUAGCACAGCAUCUGGAAGCAAAAUGUUCUCAACAAGCGUGAAAUACCCAAAUUCUAGGUCUACUAGAGCAAAAUCUCCAGCCAUAAGAACCCCCAUAGAGGACCCCAAGCCUUCCAGACGCCCAUAUGAAAAAUAUACAAUUCCUGAUUCGCCUCCAACACCCAAACCACGUCAUCCAACGCCACCUCUCACUCCGAUUCCGCAACUCCCUCCAGUUUCACAACCUCAUCAAGUAAUCGACCCAUCUCUCGUCGGAAGAGCACCCCAAUCUUAUCCAAGCUCAUCGACUGUCACACCGAACAAACGUAUAUCACCAUUCCAAGGAAAUGCACCACGGAAAACGUCGGUGCCAGCAGUGCUUCCACGGAAAAGAUCUGCUUCUCCAUCUAUCGGGCCCGCAAAACGUAUAAAUCUACAAAAGAACUCUGGCAAAUUGCAUGACAGUGCGAGCAAACGAAGCAUUAAAUGA
Messenger RNA from Sclerotinia sclerotiorum 1980 UF-70, 1242 nucleotides. RefSeq lists its product with no specific name. The coding region runs from base 1 to 1242 and encodes 413 amino acids. The transcript has a single exon. NCBI's taxonomy places the organism in Eukaryota, Fungi, Ascomycota, Leotiomycetes, Helotiales, Sclerotiniaceae. The record is from RefSeq and is a predicted model, not a curated record.